UUUACAAAUUUCAUUCGUCGAGAGCUAGCUAAGACCCCCUCAACAGCUCACUAUUCAGCUUGACGUUAUUCGCGGGGUAUCUGAUCUCAUUUGGAGAUGGCAUCAUUGCAUCUUGACGAUUCGUCAAAGAUAGCAAUGGUAAGAUAGCAAAUGCAUUGACGUGAUUCUUCUGGAUUGUUGAGAUAGCUAGAGUACUUGGCAUGGAGUGGAGUCUAGUUGUGAAUUUGAUAUGUAUAAAACGACGUAGAAGGUCGAGAUAUCUCAAUAUUUAACUUGGAAAAAUAGUACCGCUCACAAUAUCACAAUAUUAAUUGAACACUUAAUACCAUCUUUCGCAAUUCAUUCAUCAUCAUGGCUCCUCCCGCAGCAGAUGUUGAUGUGCAAUCGGAUGUACCAGUUGAGCAGAUCAGCAAGAAAUCUGUCGGUGCUGUUCCCAUUAGAACCGCAACUAGCAACAGACUCGAUGGACCUUUGAAGUACUCCGGAAGCCUUGACUCAUACGAACAAUUUGAUGUCACCAAGGUUAUCGGUCGGGAAUUUCCCAAACUCCAGCUAAGCGAGAUCUUACACGAUGACACCAAGAUCCGUGACUUGGCCGUCCUAGUGUCACAGCGAGGAGUGGUAUUCUUCCGCAACCAGGACAUCAACAUCGAUGAUCAGAAGAUCCUAGGUGACAGACUUGGUCAACUCACUGGCAAGCCGGAAUCCUCCAAGCUCCACCGCCAUGCUCUCUCAAAUAGCAAGCGCGGAAUUCCCGUAGAUGAGAAUGGCCGCCUCGAUGAUGAAGUAUCCAUCAUCUCUUCCGAACAGAACCGCAAGUUUUAUAAGGACCGCUUCAACGCGUUCUCGAAGAAGAUCGCCAGCCAGGGAUGGCACGCAGACAUCACGUUCGAGCACAUCCCUUCGGAUUACGCCAUUCUCAAGAUUAUCCAGCUCCCCGAGGAUGCCGGUGGUGACACAUUGUGGGCCUCUGGCUACGAGGCGUACGACCGUCUAUCUCCGCCCAUCCAGAAGCUAGCAGAGAGCCUGACUGCUACUCACAACCAACCGGGCUUUGUCAAGGUCCAGAAUGACUUUGGCGAGGAGCUCAUCAACACAGACCGUGGUUCCCCCGAGAACAAUGGCCUUGACUUCAGGGCGGAACACCCUCUUAUCCGUACCAACCCUGUAACGGGAUGGAAGAGUCUUUUCGGUGCCGCUGGCCAAGUCGAGGCUGGCUGGAUCAACGGAGUUACCGAGAGGGAGAGCGAAAUUCUCAAGGACUACUUCCUUCAACUUAUCGUUGAGAACCACGACCUCCAGGUUCGAUUCAGAUGGAACAAGAAUGAUCUCGCGAUCUGGGACAACCGCUCCGUAUUCCACACGGCUACAAAUGACUACUCCGGAAAGCGACAAGGUAACCGAGUUGUCUCGAUUGGUGAGAAGCCAUACUAUGACCCCAACUCGAAGUCCCGCCGUGAAGCACUCGGACUUGUUGACGCUUAAUUCUUUGCGCCCAUAUACAAGGUGUCACAC
This is a messenger RNA of Hypoxylon trugodes, 1515 nucleotides long. RefSeq names its product taurine catabolism dioxygenase. The record is from RefSeq and is a predicted model, not a curated record. The coding region runs from base 352 to 1485 and encodes 377 amino acids. The transcript has 7 exons. Gene Ontology annotation, molecular function: 2-oxoglutarate-dependent dioxygenase activity. NCBI's taxonomy places the organism in Eukaryota, Fungi, Ascomycota, Sordariomycetes, Xylariales, Hypoxylaceae. Gene Ontology annotation, cellular component: cytoplasm.